CACGCCUGUGCGUUUCAACUUCAAGCUCGCUGCGCCCUACGGGCGGGCCGCCAGGGGGUGUGUAGCCCUCAGCCCUGGCCGCGAACCCGGCUCUCCUCCGCGCGAAGCUGCUCUGCCCCGAGUGGGCGGCGUCGGGGAACCUAGCUGCACCGUCCGUUGGCGUGGGCGGACGGCGCGCAGUCGAUUCCGGUGCAUCGUGCAGCACUGAGCCCCACGGGGGACGGGCAUCACCUCGCCCUGGAGUCAGCCCGGGGCAAAAUAGGGACCGGGCGCCCGGGUGGCGGACUUCGCAGGGCAGGACGCACAGAGUUUGGCCACACAGCCCCGCUAUCUUGGAACUCACCAUCUAGAACAGGCCAGCCUUGAACUCACAGAGCUCUGUCUCCAUCUACCUCCAAGAUGGUAGGAUUAAAGGAGGAAGGGGGACACAGUGAGGAAAUCCUGGACCAAAACAAAAACUAGCAUGCUACCCAGGUCUCGGUCUCUGUACAUUCUGUUCAAACUUGGACACCCACCCUCAAGCCUGACAAACCCACCUUGAUCCCUUAGGCCUACAUACGAGAAGGUGAGAACCAACUCCUUCAACCUCCACAGACAUGCUAUGUACACACGAACCCACCCCUGCUCACAAAAACUAUGUAAACAAAUGUAAUUUUAAAAAUUGGAAAAGUGGCUGCCUGGUGCAUCUCAUGGGUUUAUGUUGGCCAAGGCCUGUGGGGUUUCUGUGACCUGUGCUGGCCUUCCUCACAGUGCCUGGUCAGGUGGGCAGAGUGGGCAGUUUGUCAAAAGGCCAACCGUCACAAAGACUGUGUGCUAGAGGAGAGGUGGGAGAAUUGAAACAGGUCACUACACUUCCCACGCUGGCCUGAAACUUAGUCACCUCCUGCCAUGUCCUCCCGGUGCUGGGGUUACAGACUUGCACCUCAUUCCUGCUGACCCUGACUCUUGGAAGGUCAUGUCUGGAGUCUGUUUGCAUUUGCACUGUCAGAAUGUUCUCUAAUCAGUGGAGUGAACAAAAUCCACCGGUGUCGCUGUGGGAGUGGCUUCUCUCAGUGGUUCCUUGCUUGGUUGCCCUUGAAUCAUCAAAGAGCAUGAAACAUGAUCUGAAACUUGAACUUUUCUUUGAGGUUCUCAUACUUUACUGCUGGAGAUAUCGGGCCUCUUUUUCCUCUUUGUUGCUAAUAGAUCCUGGGUCUUCAUUUGAAUCCACAAUUGGUGGUAGGACUUUCUACUGCUUGGUCCAGUCAGAAAUGCUUAACAUGGGGAAGAUUAGGCUCUAUUCCUGGGACAUGGGCUGUGGCAACACGCACGCUGGGGGUGCAGACGUUUCAUGGUGUUAAUGCCCUGAGUGAAGAGGGAAACGGGAAGAACUGUGUGGGCAGGAAAACAGAUUCUAGCUGGAGAAUCUCAGAGCAGGAAAAUAAACCCUGGCUGGAGGACCUCAGACAAGAGCAGCAGAAAUGGGGGUGUAGCGUCUGUACCGUGUCUUAUAAUGGUGCGCAUAUGCACAUGCUGUGAAGGGUGUCUCUGCUCCCGAGGGCAGCCAGCAGAAACACUUGCAGAUGAUGAGUGGAUAUUCUGGGUCGCUCAACCCAAGUGUUGGUAGGGGAGGAUGCAUGUGCCAUUUUAUAAAUAGGGAGAUGGUGUGUGGUAAUGACUGGGAAUGAGUCUGUCUAAAAUUAUUUUUUUCCUUAAGUUAUUGUAACAGACAGUUCCUAGUUCCAUGAAUGGUCUUAACCAAGCUUGAGUGGUGAAGGCUGGGAUGUUGGGCUUUGUAGGGUCUCUAGGCCCAUAGAUACUGCCUCCUAGGGCUCAUGGUGAGCACAUUGCCUCACCAGAGGACAAGGACCAGUUGCCUAAAUGUUGUGAAUUCCUGAUAAGAGCUGAGUGAAAUGACUGCUGGGAGAAAGAUGGUUGAGCAAAGAUAGUAAAAUGGCCACUCUACUUUCAAUCUGACUGCUCUCCUGGGCAGGAAAGGGAGAUGGUGGAGCAUAAAUUCUCUUUCCAUCCCAGCACAGGGCUUGGACAGUCCUGGAGCCUAGGACGUUCAGCUACCAGUAAGUUGUCACUGGAGCCAAACUGUGACAUUGCCAGAGAUUUUCUCUGUGUACCUUUGGAGCCUGUCCUGGAACUCGCUCUAGACCAGGCAGGCCUCAAGCUCACAGAGAUUUGCCUGCCUUUGCCUCCCAAGUGCUGGGAUUAAAGCCUUUGCGUCCUCACUUUGCUGGAAACAGACAUGUCGGGGUCCACAUUCAUGCAGACCAGGACCGCUGCCUGCUCCUCCAACUGUGUCCCUCUGCAGGGGAAGUCACUUUGAUCCAUGUGGUCCAUCCUUGAGGUUCAUGUCCCACAAGUCCCCUCAGCAUGUCAUCAGCAAAAUCCCAAGCCCCGGAGGAGACAGUGCCUGGCUGCGAAGAGGAGCUGAGAGGAAAGUCACUUCCCACUUGGGGCCCCCUUUUUGGUCACCGGAGUGAGAAGAUUGUCUUUACCAAAGGUGAUGGAAGUCCAGAGGAGAGCCUGCUCACCGUCACCAUCACGGAGACCACUGUCAUUGAGUCUGACUUGGGUGUGUGGAGCUCAAGGGCUCUUAUCUACCUCACGCUGUGGUUCUUCUUCAGCUUUUGUACGCUGUUCCUCAACAAGUACAUCCUGUCGCUGCUAGAGGGAGAGCCCAGCAUGCUAGGUGCUGUGCAGAUGCUGUCUACGACAUUAAUUGGAUGCGUUAAAAUAUUUGUUCCUUGCUGUUUGUAUCAACACAAAACCCGGCUCUCUUACCCACCCAAUUUCAUCAUGACCAUGCUCUUCGUGGGCCUCAUGAGGUUUGCCACUGUGGUUUUGGGGCUGGUCAGCCUGAAGAAUGUGGCAGUGUCCUUCGCUGAGACUGUGAAGAGCUCAGCUCCCAUUUUCACUGUGAUCAUGUCUCGAAUGAUUCUGGGGGAGUAUACAGGGCUGUUGGUCAACCUGUCCCUUAUCCCAGUCAUGGGAGGCCUGGCAUUGUGCACAGCCACUGAGAUGAGCUUCAACGUCCUGGGGUUUUCAGCUGCGUUAUCCACCAACAUUAUGGAUUGUUUGCAGAAUGUUUUUUCAAAAAAGCUUCUCAGUGGGGACAAAUACAGGUUCUCGGCCCCGGAGCUGCAGUUUUACACCAGUGCUGCGGCUGUGGCCUUGCUGAUCCCAGCGUGGGCCUUCUUCAUGGUGGGUUUCCAGCCUGGCACCCUCCACACUGGGGUUCAGGUGAAGAAGGGAUGUCCCUGUGAUUGGCAGGAGUGGGAAGAGCUUCAGCUACAGCCAGGACAUCGUGCUGCUGCUGCUGACAGAUGGCGCCUUGUUUCACCUUCAGAGUGUCACCGCGUACGCCCUGAUGGGAAAGAUCUCCCCUGUGACUUUCAGUGUCGCCAGCACCGUGAAGCACGCCUUGUCUAUCUGGCUCAGCAUCAUCGUUUUUGGCAACAAAAUCACCAGCCUGUCUGCCAUUGGCACCGUCCUUGUCACAGUGGGUGUCUUGCUCUACAACAAGGCCAGGCAGUAUCAGCAGGAGACCAUGCAGAGUCUGGCCACAGCCAGUAGCCGGGGCUCAGAGGAUGACACAGAACCUCUGGUUCCCCAAGACUCAAGACAGCACCACUGAGCUCCUUUUGAUGCCGUGACCCCCGGAAACCAAGCCUAGACUGUCUUCCUGCACUGUAUGCUGGAAGAGAGAGGCAGACUCUGCAGGCAGGUCUUUUGUUCCUCACUGGACACCAGAUGGGGAGUUUGGGGAUCAGCUUCUGCCUGACAGAGCCCUACAGGAGGGAGCAAAUGGCCUGCAGCUAACCGGGCACACUGUCCAGCCUGCAAUUGCGCCAGUAACUCGGUGGGGCCAACUGUGGAAUAAGCACAGGUUCUAGUACCAACAGGAGUUGCUGUCUGCUUGAUGCCAUCCAGGAGACCUCAACUUUCCUAUGACCACCACCACCACCACCACCACAGGCACCAAAGCCUCCUGGUUCCUGACAGAUAAGAAACAGAAAUUCCAGAUGCCAGUGACUCUAGCAAAGAGCCACAAAACCCUGGGGAUGCAGAGUGACUGACAACAGAGACGAGUGUCUUCUUCCACGGAGGAGGAGAGCUUCUAUAAAGAGAAAGUCUUCCCUUUUUUGGCCUGUGCUACACUGAGCUACCCCACUCCAGGUUUGCUGUCCUGUGUUUCUGCUACCCGUUUGGUGAUUUCUCCAACUUGGGCAAAUCUCUAAUCAGAACAGGUCCCCCUGGAGUUCUUCUCUGUCCUGGGUAUACUGAAUGUGAAGCAGGCAUAGUUGACCACCCUGCCAGAUUCCCCUUCGGGAUGAUGACAGGGAAGUUUAGCAGAGCAUCUGUGUUUGCAGGUUACGCUUCAUGUGCAGUGACUCAUUUUAGCAAAGCUCCUGGAGUGUCUGCAUGUAAGGUGAAUCCAAGUCUACACACACAGCUGGCUCUUCCCAGGGAUCAUAUGUGACACUUCCUGAGCCACCAGGUGCCCAGGGUCACUGGUGUCCGAGCUCAGGAUGCCUGAGCAGUGAAGGACCAUAGUGGGGGCUUGGGCAUGAGAUGCUGAGGUUUUACUUAUUCUUCAGUUUGUGGGUUCUGAUGUGGGGUGCAGUCCAUGGCCAGCCAGUCUUUAAGACUCUUCUCCGAGACUCACGAGCUUCAGCACUGGCACUUUGGGUUCCAAGUCUCACUUUCCCUGCUGUCCAUCUUGAGGGCCCAUGCUGGCUCAUUGAUUUCCAAGUUGGCUCCUUGCCUGGAAAAUAGGAAAAUAGCCCCUCAAAGAGACAGAUUGAUUUGAAAAAGAGCAAUAAUUAUGUCUUAAGUUUUAUGUACUUGAAAAAGUCUGCUGUGAUGAUGGAUCAAAAUGAGGCCUUUUAAUCUAUAAUCCACCUUUUCAGAGAAGCGGGCUUGUGUUCUGGACACAGGCUAGGUGUAUCUUCCCUGUGCUGAGGUCACCUCCACUAUAAAGGGUUCUCUCAUUUGACUUUCCCCAGGUUUCUACUUCCAGUGGAGGGCAGAUGAUGGAUAUUGGGUUAAUCUGUACAUUAGGCCUCUCUCCUCAAGAAUCUGGCUGUGGAGCUGCUGACACACACAGGACACGUGUUUGGGCAGUGGUUGGAAGAUCCCCUGGCCUUCUUACAGAUCAGAGCCCCAAAUGCCUGGCUUCUGAGUAGCACUUGGAAUUCCCAUGUGGAAUUAGGAAAUGGCCCAUCGUAACUUGUUCUGUCUACUCCUCCACUUCACCAACCUUUCCGCCUGUUUUGAUUCUAAGUUUGUGGACUAGAAACAAAAACAAAGAUUUUCUUAAAACAACUUAAAAAGCUGCUUUUGAGACAGGAAGACCAUGGCAUCUGUGUUAAGAGCCAGCAUCACGGCCUGUCCUCAUCACAGGCGGGAAGACCAUGGAGUCUGUGCUAGAGGCAGCACCACGGCCUGUCCGGCUUUACAUUCCAUGCACAUCCUUGCCACACAGCCACCUCUUCCAGCAUUUCCAGGACUCCUGGCCAUUGUGACCAUACCAUCACAAUAUUUUUUUAUUAACAUUGUCAGUACUUUUAUAUCAUACUGUGUUUUUCAAGAAUUGUUGCUGAUGUACAUGUUGAAAUAUCUUGGAUUAAUUUUUCCUAAAUCCAUGUCUUUGUCUGGUCUGUUGUAACAGAACACCGGAUGGACAUUCUGAGCCAGCCAUCUGCUUCCUCACUACACACAUGGUUAAGAGAUACAUAGAUUUCUAAUUUCAGAACGCUUCUAGGGGCUGUAGAGAAGACUUGGUGGGGAAGAACAAGUAGUGCUCUUGCUAAGGACCCAUGCUCACUUUCCAGAACUUGUGUAGGGUGCCUAACAACUGCCUGUAACUCCAGCUCUAGGGAUUCUGAUUCCUCUAGCUUCUGUAGGCAUCUGCACUCACACACACACACACAUAUACACGUAUGCACACACACAUGAUUUUAAAAUGAGUACAUUAAAAAAGACUCCCAUGACUUUGGGGUGUAGCUUAGUAAUACAUUAGUGUCAUUUAUUGUGAGACCAGCACACAUGGGAUAGAGGGAGAUGAGACCCCAAAACGUCCACCACAAUAGAUGGUUUUUGUCUAAAGUUGGGCAUGGUAGCACUUACCUGUGAUCAUAGUCCUGUGGAGGCAUUAGGCUAUAGAGUUAUUCCAAGACCAACUUAGGCUACAUAUUAGGAUCCUGUUUCAAAAAAAAAAACCUUAAAUUUUUUUUCUGAUCUUUGUAAUUUCUUACAUACCAGCAUUAUAAUCUGUCUGCCUGGAAAGUUGAGAGUACUCUUGUGCAAUCCAAAAUAUGUUUCUAAUUUGAGAAAAAUAAAAACGAUGAAUCAGAGGAGAUGAAAGAGAAUAAACACGCACAAGGGAAUCAGUCACGUAAACUGCUUGCUGCCUUUAGACCACUACAAAACACGUGGCUGUGACCCAGCUCCUCCGUGGUCACUUCACAUCUGUCCACGUGAUGUCUCCUGCAAGCAUUUUAUUUCCUAACACUGGAAAAGAGUAAACAAAGAUGAUACUAACGGUGGAAAACCAUGCCUGUUCUCUUUCCCUUGAGUCCUUGAGAUCUGCAGCCUUCUUCAGUCUUCCUCCUCCCUCUCUGUAGCUUUGGAGCCUGUCCUGGAACUCAGUCUGUAGAUCAGGCUGGCCUCAAACUCACAGAGAUCCGCCUGCCUCUGCCUCAGGCGUGCUGGGAUUAAAGCUGUGUGCUGCUACUACUGCCCAGCUCCUUCAGUCUUCUUCGUCCUGAGAUUACAAGCAGGUGUCACCAGCCGUUUUCAGUUCUCUUCUAUUUUUUUGCCCCUCAACAAAGAAAUAUAUGGCCUACCUAUGGGGAGGCCUUUUUAUCUCUUCAUUCCCCCCCCCCCCCUCUCUCGUGCUAAGGCUAGAGCUUAGGGCUUCGGGAAUGCUAGGCUGUGGCUCUUCUCUGAGCUAUACCCCCCCCCAACUGUUUUCUUAGUUUAUAAAUGUCUUGGCUCGCCCCAUGAACUAGAAACUUAACAUCAUGCUAAAUGUGGACAGACAGUUCCAACCACAAUUCAGAGUGUAGUAGCUUUUAACUUUGGUGUUUCCUAAGAAUGUUUUCAUUGUUAGUUUCCUUGGGGGCUCUGAUUCUGAGUUAGGUGACUGUUAGACUCUUGCUCACAUGUCCAAGUUGAGUUUGAAACCAAUCCAGUUGACAAGUGUGUGUGUGGUUUUUUUGUUUGUUUCCAUUGUCUUUAGUUUCCAUUUCUGGGACUCAAACUGCAUUAAAUUAAUUUCUAUUGUUUAAACUUGGAGAUAACUGUGAAUUUGUAUUUGUUCCAGCAGUAUUGGCACUUUGGAAAACUCCACAGUUUAAGGUUGUAAGUUCCACAUCAAAAAAAAAAAAAAGAAGUAGCAGCAAGCCGGGUGGUGGUGACUUUAAUCCCAGUACUCGGGAAGCAGAGGCAGGUGAAUCUCUUUUAGUUCGAGACCAGCCUGGUCUGCAAGAGCUAGUCAAGGACAGGCACCAAAGCUACAGAGAAACCCUGUCUCAAAACCACCACCACCCCCUUUAAAAAAAAAAAAAAAGAAAA
Alexandromys fortis (reed vole) is the source of this 7572-nucleotide messenger RNA. It is a transcript of the gene Slc35e2b, whose product is annotated as solute carrier family 35 member E2B. Gene Ontology annotation, cellular component: Golgi apparatus. Gene Ontology annotation, molecular function: antiporter activity. The transcript has 14 exons. Bases 2365 to 3567 code for a protein of 400 amino acids. NCBI's taxonomy places the organism in Eukaryota, Metazoa, Chordata, Mammalia, Rodentia, Cricetidae. The record is from RefSeq and is a predicted model, not a curated record.